This is a messenger RNA of Camelina sativa (false flax), 1230 nucleotides long. RefSeq names its product protein BIG GRAIN 1-like D. Gene Ontology annotation, biological process: auxin-activated signaling pathway. NCBI's taxonomy places the organism in Eukaryota, Viridiplantae, Streptophyta, Magnoliopsida, Brassicales, Brassicaceae. The record is from RefSeq and is a predicted model, not a curated record.
CUUCUUUCUGCUAAAAAACACAAAACAAAACAGUUUUAAGAGAUCUCUUUUUUUGUCUCUUCUUCUUCUUUCUCGAUCGAAUCAUGCAUAAAUCCAAAAGAAACCCGUCAUUCUCCUCCACUCUCCUCGACGAAAUCUACAAUUCCAUCGAUCUUAAAUCCCAAAAAAACCAAUCUUUUGUCGGCUCUGUUAACACCAGUACCAAAAAACAGAGCAUUGUGUCCCGAUCGGUUCCUGACCGUAAGAUCCACCGUGAUCGGUUCUUUGGCUCUGUGUCGUCUUCCUCUGACUCAAACUCAAGCAUCUUCUCAUCUUCCGACACCGAACUAACUCACGGUAAGAAGGUAACUUCUUCGUCCAGACCGUUAUGUUUCGGCCCUUCAAAGACAAAACCAAGGAAAACAGAGGACAAGACUCUGUACCACCAAAACAGAGCAACCCGAGUGUACGACGACUACGAUUACACCUCCGACGUCCGCAGAUUCACGAGACACGACGAGAACUGGGAGCAUUCUAGAACAAGAAGACCCGUUAAGAGCUCCUCCGGAAACCUCAAGAAGCCCAAAACCCCAGCUUCACCAGCCGGAAGAAUCGUCAACUUCAUAAACUCGUUGUUCAGCAACAACAAUUCAAAACAGUCCAAUGCUGUUAAGAGCUAUCCGAGGAAGACGAGUUACGACGACUCUGCUUUCGUUAGGAAAACAUCUAAUGAUUAUCACUCAUCUACUACAACGUGUUCUUCAGCUUCUUCUUUCUCAAGGUCUUGUAUGAACAAAAGCUACGAGAAAUCAUCUGACCGUAUCAAACGAAGCGUUAGGUUCUCUCCUGUCAAUGUGAUCGUCCCCGAGAGUUUUACAAACAAAGAAGAGGACUAUUUCAGUAACGUGAGAAAGUCGGUGAAGAAGAAUGUGGAAGAUGGAGGAAGGAGAUCAGUGGAAGAGAUUGCGAGAGAGUUUUUGAGAGAUUAUCACAAGAACCAUGAAAACAGUUUGGUCAAGAAUAAUAAUUUUGAGGAUUACGAAGAUGAUGAUGAUGUUGCAAGUGAUUCGAGUUCAGAUUUGUUUGAGCUGGAUUUAGUUGGGAAUCAUCAUCAUCAUAAUGUGUACGGAGAUGAACUUCCUGUUUAUGAAACCACUUUUGCUGGUUUGAUCUUGUGAAACCUUUUUUUUUGUUACUUUACUUUAGACUUUCGUUUAAAAAAAAAAUCACAUGGGAUUCUCCACAUUUGUG